AAUCUGAGCUCUCUGAUGAAAUAUUAGAUGUCAUGAGGAAAUACUUGUAUUAAAAGACAAACCGCCUGGUUCUGGGCUCUGCCCAAAGCUAGUGCAAGUGGCAGCAUUAGCUCAGAGCCCUGCCAUCCCUGUCACAGGGUACUUGAACAGAAGGAGCCGUUGACAGUUUGUUUCUGCAGGGACAACAUCAAUGUCGAAAGUAGGUGUGGUGUUUUUAAUAAGGUAAAUCAGGGUGCCGAGUGCAAAGUCCGGGACUGCUGAAGUCCAUCUUGUUCCAGGCCGUGUCUGUGCAUUCAGAGUCCUGCCUACUUUUUGCCUGUCCUGGACAAGUCAAGGACUCCCAGAGGUGGAGGGCUGAUCUCCUGAGCCUGGAUAUCUGGAAUCCUUUCAGCAACCGUUGCUUCCAGGCUUUCCUCAGCUGCUGUUGGCCUUUACUGAGUUACUCCCAUGUUGUUGAGGGCUCUCUCUCUAACUGCCACCAGACUGAGGGCAGGAAGUACUACUGGGUACCUUCGCCAAUUGUCAAUGUUCCAGCUGAGAGCCACUCCAGAAAGUGCCCUUGUGGAUGUGCCUGUGCACAUCCGGGCAACAGGUCUGCCUCCAUCAGAGGUGGUGACCCUCGUAGCAUCUCUAAAGGAUGACAAAGGGUUGCCAUUCCAGUCCAGAGCCUUCUACAGGGCAGAUGAAUAUGGCGAGCUGGACCUCACAAAGGCUCCAGCUCUUGGAGGUGACUAUGUGGGAGUCCAUCCAAUGGGGCUCUUCUGGUCCCUGAAGCCCGAGAAGGUUUUCCGGAGGCUGAUAAAGAAGGAUGUGAUGAACACCCCCUUUGAGGUUACUCUGGAACUUUAUGAGUCAGUGUUGACGCAUACAGCAGAAGGCGUUGAGCCCAAGGCCAAAACGACAGUGAAGCGCUGGUACUCAGUCCCUGAGGUGCAGCGGAUGCCGAUGCGAGAAGGAAGAUUGAGAGGAGCGUUUUUCCUUCCUCCAGGAGAAGGCCCUUUUCCUGGAGUCAUAGAUUUAUUUGGAGGUAUAGGGGGUCUGAUUGAAUUUCGAGCUAGUCUUUUGGCUUCCCAUGGCUUUGCUGUGCUGGCCUUGGCCUAUUUUAACUUUGAAGAUCUGCCCAGUGAUCUGUUGGAGGUGGACUUGGAGUAUUUUGAGGAAGCUGCCAACUUUCUACUAGCACAUCCCAAGAUCCAAGGACCUGGUGUCGGAGUUGUAGGCGUGAGCAAAGGUGCAGAGAUUGCCCUAUCCAUGGCCUGUUUCCUGAAACAAAUAGUAGCUACAGUCUGCAUCAAUGGGCCCACUACCGCCAAUGAACCAUCGCCACACAGAUACAGGGAUCUAACUAUUCCAGGCGCCAUCCCCAGUCCCGAGCGAUUGCAGUUCGAUUCCUUUGGCAAUUUGAUCUUCCGCCAGUACAAGUGGGAAGGUUUGGAUGAAUACAAUCAGAAGAGCAUAAUUCCUGUUGAAAAGGCCCACGGUCAGAUCCUCUUCAUUGUAGGAGAAGAUGACCAAUGUGUCAAUAGUAAAGACUGUGCAGAGCAGAGCUUGCGCCAGUUGCGAAGUCAUGGAAAAAGUAACGGAAGGAUACUGGCAUAUCCCGGGGCUGGCCACCUCAUAGAGCCCCCCUACUCGCCCUUGUGCUAUGCUUCUUGGAGCCCUGGUUUUCCCAGUCCUCUACUCUGGGGCGGGCAGCCUGAGGCCCAUGCAGCAGCUCAGGAGCAUGCCUGGGCAGAGAUACAGAAAUUUCUCAGGCAAAACCUCACUGGGAGCAAAAGCAAGCUUUGAGCCAGGGAUGACGGGGUGGAAGACAGAAAAUGAGGACAAGCAGGCAUGUUCAUCUGAGAGCAUAAAAGGGUUUUCUGGAGUUCUGUAGAUUCAUAAUCAUGUUGAGUCAACUGCAAGAAAUUAAAGAAAACAAAAACUCUACACACAGUUGUUUUUCUGAAGAUGAAUGCACUUACAAUGUUUUGAUAAAUUGAAUCUUAGUUUAUAUGACCAGAAUAUGUCCUUAUUUCAAAAGUGUGAAUGGAAUAUUCUUUUGUACCCCAUGUAGAAACACUUACAGUGCAGGUGUUUCAGUCAAAUUCCCCGCAGAUUCCAAGUUACUAAUGGAAAUGCAUUUUGUUUAAAUUAUCUUGAUUUGAGUCUCAGAUGUUUGAUAAAAGUGACAAAAUGGACAGAAACUUUCUCAAAGAAGAAAUUCGAAUGGCUAAAAGACACAUGAGAAAAUGCUCUAUAUCACUAAUCAUCAAGGAGAUGCAGAUCAAAACAACAAUGAGAUAUCAUCUCACACAACAGAGACUGACCCAUAUAUCCAAAGAACAGAAGCAACCGGUGUUGGCACGGAUGGGGUGAGAAAGGGACCCUCCUUCACUGCUGGUGGGAAUGCCGAUUGGUUCAGCCCUUUUGGAAAACAGUAUGGACAAUCCUUAAAAAGUUAGAAAUUGAGCUCCCAUUUGACCCAGCAAUAUAUUCCUCUUCUGGGAAUAUAUCUGAGAGAGGCAAAAAAGUACAGUUGAGAUGACACCUGCACUUGUUCAUUGAUGCACUGUUCACAAUAGCCAAAAUUUGGAAAAAACCCAAAUCCCCGAGAACAGAUGACCGGUUAAAGAAAUUUUGGUACAUCUACACAAAGGAAUACUAUGCAGCUGUUAGAAAAGAUGAAGUCAUGAAAUUUACAUACACGUGGUUCUACAUGGAAAGUACCAUGCUAAAAGCCAGAAAGGGAGGACAGACAUAGAACGAUUUCACUUAUCUGGGGAAUAAUAAGUAACAGAAUGGGAGACGAACACCAAAGAAUAAUUGAGAUAAGUACCAGUAGUCUGCUCCAUGGCUUGGAAGCCGGCAACAUAUGCUGGGAGAAGAGGCAGCUCAGAUAGAGAAGGGAACACCAAGUAAAGGAUGUUUGGAGGAUUCACUCUGAAUGCGAGAUGCGUGCUGAAAGUAGACUAUAAACGGAACAUUAUUUCCACUCAAUACCUCUAUUGCAAACCACAACACUCUAAAGGAAAGAGAGAGCAAAAGGGAAUGCCACAAAGGUGGGGUGGGGUGGGGGUGGAUGGGGUAGGAGGGUGGGAGGGCUACUGGGAUCAUUGGUGGUGGAGAAUGGGCACUGGUGGAGAGAUGGGUACUUGAUCAUUGUAUAAUGAAAACCCCAGCACAAAAGUUUGUAAGUCUGCAACUGUACCUCAUGGUGUUUCACUAAUAAAAAAAAAGAAAAAGAAAUAUAUAGUUAUUGGAUCUUGUGAAAUAAAAACUAUAUAAUGAAAAAAAAAAGUUCUAAUGCCACAAUCAAGUGGAAGACUUGCUGUGGAUUUCCAGUACUUUAAAAAUAUGAUUUCUAAAAUUUGCUUUUAUUAAGGCAGUGUGAAUUACAAAUACAAAUUACAAAUACAGUGUGAAUUCAUAAUACAAAUUACAAAUAUAGUGUGAAUUCAUAAUACAAUUGUUUUAGGCAUACAAUGUUCCUUACUCCUCUCAGGCACAUAAAAAUUUACUUUAAAUGGAAUUCUCGGAAAAUAAACCAGUGAAAGUCAGUUUGUGAUGAUUGAUUUCUAUGUGACUUUUAACUAUGUAAAAAUUCAGAUUAUUUAAUACAAUAUAAUUUAUUCUCAUUAACAUAAGUAAAUUCUCAAAUAUGACAUCUAAAGUGUAUUGCAUUAAAUUUUAUUUUUGUACAUAGAUCUCAUUGUGAUAAUUAUCAUAUCUUCUCUCUCAUUAAUAAAGCUUUUAGAAAAAUUCUGUGCUAAUAUAUUUUUGGGUUUACAUGAAAUAAGUACAACCUAUCAAUGUAAAAUUUAGUAAGAGUUAAAAGAAUUAAGAAAAUUUAAAGGAGAAAAUUUAAAUAGGCUUAUAAAAGUACCAAGUAUUUUGUUCUAAGAAAAGGAAUAUUGUCUUUAUGUUAUGUUAGAAAGUAUAUUAUCACUACUUCUUAAGUAUCUGCAUUAAUAAGUAAAUAAUUGCAAUAAAAUAUCUAUGGAUAUAAAUUGUUUAGAUAUAGAACAUUAAAUUAAACAAAACGUUAAUUUUUUAUUGAAAAUGUACAAAUACUUUAGUAAUCUAGGAGUAAACAUUACUUUGGUUAAUCUGUUAAGGGCAACCAUUAGCACUAUGAGUACUAUGAGUAUCAUAUUAAAUGGCAAGUGCUGAAUGUUUUUUCAAUAGCAACGUUUCUUUUUAUUCCUAAAAUAUGUGAUUUUUUUCCCUUUGGAGAUGGAGAGGAAUACAGUGCUCCGGAGUAGGCUGUGAUGCCUCCUGGCCACUUUCAGCGAAUGAGCUGAAAGUUUUUUAGAACUUUACUGGCCACCCUACGUGCUAGAGACCUCUUGGGUCACUCCAGUGGUGGAGGAAGAGCCCCAGGGAUGCACCUGAAAAUGCCAGGGAGACCAUGAAUCUGGUGACUCGUGUCACUAUGCAAGGCAUCCACCCUAACACCUGGGCUAUCUAUCUGGCCUCCUUUUAUCAUUUUAGUCAGAAAAAGGAUUAAAUUUCAGCAAGUACCUUUGUAGUAUUCAUUGAAGUUAAAAAAUUUACUUGAGGUUAUUAGAAUAAUGUCAGGCUCAUAGCAAUUAUUAUAUGAGUUAGCUUUAAUUUUCUUAAUUUUUUCAUUUUUCAAUUUUCUGCUGCUUGAUUACAUUCAUUAAUAGACACACUUUGCCUUUCCUCAUCUUAUUUUAAUAGGUGAAUUUCUUGUAUUGGCUAAUUCACAUUUAAAAUUUUCUCUUGCAACCAAUCUGGUCACUCAAAUUUUUUUCUCAUAGUUGUCAUAUUUCUUUUAUUUAUUUGCUUGUAUUUUUUUUCUUUUUUUUUCUGUUUGACUUCAAUGAAAGCCUACUUUAAUUUUUUCCUCACUUAAAAUUUUUUUAAAUCAAAGCACCGUGAUUUAUAAAGUUAUUCUUACUAUGUUUCAGCACCAGUUCCUCCACCAGGGUUACCCAUGUCUCCCACCCCUAGAACCUCCCCUAGCUCCCCCAGCCCCCAACCCCCAGCCUGCCACCUUAACAGGCACAUUUUAAAAUUAGUUUGUUAAUCAGGCUCAGGUUGUCCAAGCACGUGGUUCCUUGUUCUUGGGCAUCCUUCAUGUUUAUAAAGCUGUCUGUGAGAUGGGGGGGGGAAAUAAUAAAAUUUGUUGGUUUGAA
Sorex fumeus (smoky shrew) is the source of this 5141-nucleotide messenger RNA. It is a transcript of the gene BAAT, whose product is annotated as bile acid-CoA:amino acid N-acyltransferase. Lineage: Eukaryota; Metazoa; Chordata; Mammalia; Eulipotyphla; Soricidae. Gene Ontology annotation, biological process: acyl-CoA metabolic process; fatty acid metabolic process. Gene Ontology annotation, molecular function: fatty acyl-CoA hydrolase activity. Gene Ontology annotation, cellular component: peroxisome. The transcript has 5 exons. Bases 448 to 1788 code for a protein of 446 amino acids. The record is from RefSeq and is a predicted model, not a curated record.